GAAAAGUAUCUCGGACCGCAGGCAAAGGAAGCGUCAGGCUUGAAGAACGACGACAUUGUCCUCGAGCCCUCCACCAUCGACUCGCUCAUCAAGUACUACUACCGAGAGAUCGGCGCGUGGAAUCUGAAGAAACGUAUUGACAGGGCGGGGGAUUACGCCAGCGUAUUAUAUGCAUAG
Molecule: messenger RNA, 177 nt
Organism: Suillus subalutaceus
Lineage: Eukaryota; Fungi; Basidiomycota; Agaricomycetes; Boletales; Suillaceae
Exons: 1
Source: RefSeq, a predicted model, not a curated record